Molecule: messenger RNA, 2497 nt
Organism: Odontomachus brunneus
Lineage: Eukaryota; Metazoa; Arthropoda; Insecta; Hymenoptera; Formicidae
Gene: PICK1
Product: PRKCA-binding protein
Exons: 5
Coding region: 776-2074 (432 amino acids)
Biological process (GO): regulation of Arp2/3 complex-mediated actin nucleation; dendritic spine maintenance; intracellular protein transport
Cellular component (GO): trans-Golgi network membrane; postsynaptic density; neuron projection
Molecular function (GO): protein domain specific binding; protein kinase C binding; phospholipid binding
Source: RefSeq, a predicted model, not a curated record
UCAAGCGAACGAAACACGCUAAUUGGUCGGUCCUGAAGCAGCAGUGAACGAGAUCGCAGCUAUCAUGUUGGAUGACGUUGAUGUUUCACCGAGUUUCUUUUCUAUGAGCCAUGGCACGAAGUGACACCUGUCCGUUUACGAGUGACAGGAGAUGAGAGAAACACACCUCGCGUCGAAUUAUUUUUUAUUGUCAAUAUCAGAUUAUUUUUAAAAAUCUAGAUCUUAGUUCUUUUCUAAAUGUAGAAUCAAAUCUGUUUUAUUCUCCACUAAUAUACUACUUACAAAUAAUUUAUUAGACAAGAUUAAUAUCGGAUUAACCGGAUUAUCUGUCGGAGUUAUUUUUCAUCUGUCGUAGUGUAUUUUUCAUUGACUCUGAAUAAAAUCGCAUAGAAGUUGCACGAGAAAAAUCCAAAGUAAUUAACGAACGUGCUAACCUCGUAGACGGCGGAUAUGACGGGCUUAGGCAUGGAUUUCGAGGACGAUUUCUUCUUCGAGGAGGACAAAAUGUUGGUUAUGGAGGAUUGUGGAUGUUGAUUGUGUCGAUUAGCUAUAAUUCGCUGUCACGCUGCAUCACAGUCUCAAUGUGCUUUCUUUCGGUUGUAACAUGCAUGCCUGAAAUGCCACGGUGCGGUGGAACAGUUUGAGAGGUGAUUCAGCCUUAUCCGCGAACAGUGGCAUACCUCGAAAUUUGAGCGGAACGACCUCCUCGGAUGAUAGAGCCACCGUUGCUCUGACCACCGUACCAUCGGCUAACGUCGAAUUGCACCAAUUGGCUAUGAUGGAAGAUCGCAUACCAGACAUAGAGCUGGUCGCGCAAGAUCAAUGUACACAACAGCGACCAGUCAACCAGAUGGGCAUGACCAUUACGUCUGGGAACGUCGUGAUACAGAAGGAUGCCAGUAAUCUCAUUGGCAUAAGUAUCGGCGGCGGUGCGCCGCUCUGUCCAUGUCUGUAUAUCGUACAAAUUUUCGACAAUACACCUGUGGCAGUGGACGGCACUCUUCAGUCGGGAGACGAGCUCGUGGCGGUGAACGGUGCGUCAGUGAGGGGCAAAACAAAAGUGGAGGUCGCGAAGAUGAUACAGUCCUGCGAUUCGCAAGUCAGCAUCAACUACAACAAGCUACACGCUGAUCCGAAACAAGGACGCACUCUUGACAUCGCUCUCAAGAAGGUAAAGCAUAGAUUAGUCGAAGGGAUGGGCAGUACAACGGCCGACGCACUCGGACUGUCACGAGCCAUUCUCUGCAACGACGCGCUCGUUCAGAGAUUAAUGGCGUUGAAACGUACGGAAAACUUCUACAGAGGUCUCGUUGCGCACGCCAAGGCUACGUUACACGCUUUCUUCGACUUGACUCAAAUCUACAAAGUAUUCGGAGACGCCUUCGCCGCGAUAGGAGUGCGAGAACCGCAGCCGCGCGCUAGUGAGGCCUUCCGACAAUUCGGAGAACAGCACAGACAAAUGGAAAAGUUCGGAGUAGCGAUGUUGAAGACUCUGAAGCCGAUAUUGAGCGAUCUGGGGACGUACCUCAACAAGGCUAUACCGGACACGCGGUUGACCAUCAGCAAGUACGCCGAUGCAAAGUUCGAAUAUCUGUCUUACUGUCUGAAAGUGAAGGAGUUGGACGACGAAGAGCAGAGCUGUGCGGCUCUGCAGGAGCCGCUGUAUCGCGUGGAAACGGGCAACUACGAGUAUCGCCUGGUACUCAGGUGCCGACAGGAGGCACGCGCGAGAUUCGCGAAACUGCGCUCGGAUGUGUUGGUGAAGCUGGAGUUGCUCGACAACAAGCACGUGCAGGACGUCGUGUGGCAAUUGCAGAAGUUCGCGGCGGGUUUGGCCAAGUAUUACGCCAGCACACGAGAUCUGCUAUCUGCCGUGACGCUGUUCCCGGUCGAGGUCGAUCUGUCGCACUCCGCGUUCCAGUACAAAUCCACUGGGCCGCAAACGCUAACGGACAACGAAGAUAUCGAGGAAUAUGAGCCGGAAGAGAAACAACAGAGCGCCCAGGACGAGGAGCUUCUCAUCGAUACGCAGACUUUUCCAUUGAUAACGCCGAAGACGACCGACAACACGUAGCGAUACUUGUUGGGCUUUUGAAGAAUUCCAUGUUUUUUGAAAGAAUCAUUCAUGACUUUUAUAAUGUUCGACACAUGUAUACGAAAGAGCUCUUUGGUUUUUUCGUUCGCGUCGAAUGAUUGAUGCAUUUCUGCGUAAUGCAUUCCUUAAUCGCGAGACAUGGUACAGAAUGCUAUUUACUUAAUUUUUUGUUACGAUGCAAAAAAAUGUAUUUAAGUCUCGCGAUUAUAUUUGUUGUGUGCAGAUUAUAGAAUCUAAUCAUUACUUCUAAUGCGUAUCACGUAACUCGAUGUAAAAUACACAUUUUUAAUAGCUAUCUUAUCCUUACGAUCUUUAAGACAUGUUUAGUGGACAAAUUAUCUGUUAUUAAAUUUUGUUUCCUGUAAAUCAAGUUGGAUCAAUAUAUUUGUAUUUGAUACAGAA